AUGAUCUCAGUUUCAACACAAUUGUUCCUAGUUCCCUUUUCAUUGCUUUUGGUGCUGCCUGUUGUGGAAGCAGUAGAAGCCGGAGAUGCAAUCGCUCUCUUGCUCAGUGUGGUUCUCAGCAUUACAGGCAUUUCUGCUUGUUUGGGGGUGUAUGCAUGA
Globicephala melas (long-finned pilot whale) is the source of this 159-nucleotide messenger RNA. Its product is annotated as small integral membrane protein 30-like. The record is from RefSeq and is a predicted model, not a curated record. NCBI's taxonomy places the organism in Eukaryota, Metazoa, Chordata, Mammalia, Artiodactyla, Delphinidae.